This is a messenger RNA of Pelodiscus sinensis (Chinese soft-shelled turtle), 429 nucleotides long. Lineage: Eukaryota; Metazoa; Chordata; Testudines; Trionychidae. The record is from RefSeq and is a predicted model, not a curated record.
GUCAACCGCGGGCCCGGCCUGGGCUCCAGGCAGGGCCAGACCAUCGCGCUGCCGGCCCAGGGGCUCAUCGAGUUCCGCGACGCGCUGGCCAAGCUCAUCGACGACUACGGCGUGGAGGAGGAGCCGGCCGAGCUGCCCGAGGGCACCUCCUUGACUGUGGACAACAAGCGCUUCUUCUUCGACGUGGGCUCCAACAAGUACGGCGUGUUCAUGCGGGUGAGCGCCAGGCAGGGCCAGACCAUCGCGCUGCCGGCCCAGGGGCUCAUCGAGUUCCGCGACGCGCUGGCCAAGCUCAUCGACGACUACGGCGUGGAGGAGGAGCCGGCCGAGCUGCCCGAGGGCACCUCCUUGACUGUGGACAACAAGCGCUUCUUCUUCGACGUGGGCUCCAACAAGUACGGCGUGUUCAUGCGGGUGAGCGAGGUGAAG